Messenger RNA from Mastomys coucha (southern multimammate mouse), 2287 nucleotides. RefSeq names its product integrin beta-2-like protein. The coding region runs from base 1 to 2211 and encodes 736 amino acids. NCBI's taxonomy places the organism in Eukaryota, Metazoa, Chordata, Mammalia, Rodentia, Muridae. The record is from RefSeq and is a predicted model, not a curated record. The transcript is spliced from 15 exons. Gene Ontology annotation, biological process: cell adhesion mediated by integrin; cell migration; cell-matrix adhesion. Gene Ontology annotation, molecular function: amyloid-beta binding; integrin binding. Gene Ontology annotation, cellular component: integrin complex; cell surface; focal adhesion.
AUGCUGGGCCAGUGCACCCCGCUUCCCAUCCUAGCUGGGCUGCUGUCUCUGGGAUCUGCCCUGUCCCAGUUGUGUACCAAGGACAACGUGAGCACCUGUCAGGACUGUAUCCGGGCAGGGCCCAGCUGCGCCUGGUGCCAGAAACUGAACUUCACAGGGCAAGGGGAGUCCGACUCAGUUCGCUGUGACACUCCAGAGCAACUGUUGCUAAAAGGCUGCACAUCUGAGUACCUUGUGGACCCCAAGAGUCUUGCCGAACCCCAGGAGGACAAGGAGAGGGACCAGAAGCAGCUGUCCCCACAAAAUGUGACAGUUUUUUUGAGACCAGGUCAAGCGGCAACAUUCCAAGUGGACUUCCGGAGGACCCAGGACAACUUGGUUGACCUGUACUUCCUGAUGGGCCUCUCUGGCUCUGUGCAAGGCCACCUCUCCAAUGUCCAGAUGCUGGGAAGUGGCCUGCUCCAAGCCCUCAAUGAGAUCUCCAGGUCAGGCCAAAUCGGCUUCGGAUCCAUCGUGAACAUGACCUUCCAGCACAUCCUGAAGCUGACUGCAGACUCGAACCAAUUUCAGAGGGAGUUGAGGGAACAACUGGUUUCUGGAAAGUUGGCUACACCCAAGGGACAGCUAGAUGCUCUGGUGCAAGUUGCCACGUGCCUGGGAGAAAUCGGCUGGCGCAAUGGGACCCGGUUUCUGGUGCUUGCCACUGACAAUGAUUUCCACUUUGCUAAAGACAAGACUCCAGGUACCAGACAGAACACCAGCGAUGGUCACUGUCACCUGGAAGACGGCAUAUACAGGAGCAGGAGAGAACCUGACUACAAGUUGGUGGUCCAGCUGGCUAGCAAACUGGCUGAAAACAACAUCCAGCCCAUCUUCCUGGUGCCCUCGAGGAUGGUGGAAACCUAUGAGAAACUGACUACAUUCAUCCCCAAGCUGACUAUCGGGGAGCUGUCAGAUGACUCCAGCAACGUGGCACAGCUCAUCAGGAACACCUACAGUAAACUCUCCUCCAGAGUCGUCCUGAACCACAGUACCAUCCUCAGCAUCCUGAAAGUUACCUAUGACUCUUACUGCAGCAAUAGAACAUCAAGUACAGGCAAAUCCAGAGGGGACUGCAACGAUGUGCAGAUCAAUGACCAGGUCACCUUCCAGGUUAACAUCACAGCUUCACAGUGCUUCCGGGAACAGUCAUUUUUCAUCCAGGCACCGGGCUUCACGGAUUCAGUGACCGUGCGGGUCUUUCCCCUGUGUGAGUGCCAGUGCCAGGAGCAGAGCCAGCAGCACGGCCUCUGUGGAGGCAAGGGUGCCCUGGAGUGUGGCAUCUGCAGGUGCAACUCUAGCUACGUUGGGAAAAACUGUGAGUGCCAGCUGCAGGGCCGGAGCAGCCAGGAUCUGGAGGGAAGCUGCCGGAAGGACAAUAGUUCCAUCGUGUGCUCGGGGCUGGGGGAUUGUAUCUGUGGGCAGUGUGUGUGCCACACCAGUGACACCCCCAACAAUGUGAUCUACGGACGAUACUGCGAGUGUGACAAUGUCAACUGUGAGAGAUAUGAUGGCCAAGUCUGUGGUGGCCCAAGCAGGGGCGUCUGUUCCUGCGGCCUAUGCAUGUGUCGUAACAGCUUUGAGGGCUCAGCCUGCCAGUGCCCGACGUCUACUUCGGGCUGCCUGAACAACAGGAUGGUGGAGUGCAGUGGCCACGGUCAAUGCCACUGUAACAGAUGCUACUGCAACCCAGGCUACCAGCCACCAUUGUGUGAGGAGCGUCUUGAUGGCUUCCUCCGCUGCUCCAAGUACUCCUCCUGUGCCAGGUGCUUGAAAGACAGCAGUGCAAUAAAAUGCAGUGUGUGUUGGAGUCUGCUGUUUUCCACAUUAAAUGACAAGACCUGUAUGACUGAACGGGACUCAGAGGGCUGCUGGAUGACCUAUACUCUACAUCAGCCAGACCGGAGUGAUAUCAAUUCCAUCUACAUAAAGGAAAAUCUAGUGUGUGCAGAAAGCUCCAAUGCCAACAUUUUACUGGGUGUUAUAGUAGGUAUCCUGCCGGCCGUAGGUUCCCUGCUGGCCGUUAUCUUCCUGCUGGUUUUCUGUAGGGCUUCCCUGAAGGGAACCCAGAAGGCUGCCAAGAUCUCCAGAAAGGAUGGGGCUCAAAGCACACUGGCACAGCAGCCUCAUUUCCAAGAACCCCACCAUGAGGAGCCAGUGUGGAAUCAGUAGAGACAGGGUACCCAAUGAAGGUGAGGCACCAGGACCAACUGGAUGGGACCAGCAAACCAUGCCUUCUCCACCCAAU